This is a messenger RNA of Microplitis mediator, 3753 nucleotides long. RefSeq lists its product as uncharacterized. The record is from RefSeq and is a predicted model, not a curated record. Bases 192 to 1400 code for a protein of 402 amino acids. The transcript has 5 exons. NCBI's taxonomy places the organism in Eukaryota, Metazoa, Arthropoda, Insecta, Hymenoptera, Braconidae.
AAGCAACGUCAGGUGAGCCUGAGAAAAUGGCUCAUGUUGUGAACUAGUACUACGCACGACGUCUGCUCUAUAUAAAAGAUAUUAAUUUCCCAAGGAAUUAUUAAUUUUUUUUAAUUUUAUAAUGAGACAUUGUUGUUUUAUGUCGUGAUUUAUUUAACUCGCUCGAAGGUAAAUUUCUUUCGGAUGACGCGAUGACGCUCCACUGGUGGAUGCAUUGGUUCUGGGUGACCUCGCAAAUCGUUGUUAUUUUGGGAAUUCCUAUUUCAUUGGAAACGAGAGAUCCAUCUAUAAAAUAUGAGUCGACUACUGCAUGGCAAAGUGUCACUGAUAAAAUGACAACAAAUUCUGAUCAAGUUUCAACCGAACCAGAACCUAUAAUAGCAAACAUGAGAAAAGCUAAAGCAAUUAAUUUUUAUCAACCGUCCAUUAAAGGAAAUUUAGCUACUAAUCCUUCGAUAAGUAGGCCGUCCACAAAUGCUUCCAUAGCUUUAAACAACCCCCAAGAAAAUCCCGAGUAUCGUAAUAACGGUAUCAUAAACCCGUAUACAUUUAAUCCUAAUGAACGUACUGCUAAUUUCUGGAGUGGUCAAACCGAAAUACAAAGAGAGGAACUGAUCGAUAAUUUUCGUACUAAAAAUGAUAAAGUUUACGAGAAACGAAAAGACACAAGAAUUACAUGGAUUCUCACUACUGUUAGACCGCCAACAAGACGGAAAAGUGAUGACGAAGAACCCGAGAGCAAAUUUCAAAACUUUAGUACUACCGAGGAAAAAGAUCUCACUGUUCUGCCCUUGAGACUUGAAGAGAGAAUAAAAUUAGUAGUAAAUAGAACCCAAGUCACGACUGGUGAUGACAAUGGAACGAUAUUUAGUACUGGGAUUUUCAACAGUUCCGAAGAUAUUGAAAUAGAUCAAGAACUAGCGGAACCUCGGGUUUCUUCAGCUACUAGAGUACCAAUUUUUCAUACUGACUCUACGCGGCUUAGUCGGGCUAGGAAUGCUUUUGUCAGUGACUUCCAAUUAGAUCGGGCGCAGGAUCGUUCUUCCCAAGAUGAUGAUGAGGAAAUUGACAGUGGAAAUAUUAUUAACAGUAUUAAUGUUCGACCUACGGCUUUCGAUAUUGCUCUCAUUACCGGAAGCUGUUUGGCUAUGGUUGUUUUUCUUAGUGCGAUGAUCAGUUUUGGAUUUAUUAUGUACAGGCGGAAAUAUUUAAAUCCACCGCAGACUUUGAACAGUGAUAAAUGCAGUAAUCCUGAUAGUUCUGGUUACAUCGAUGAUUCUACGAUUCGAGAUAAUUCCGAAGAAAUGUAUAGUUUGGACAAUGAUUCCUUUUUAAACUCUCUUGAAGCAAUGACAAUACAAAAUUAUUGGACAGACAGUGUGAAGCAUACUAAGCUAUGACAUUAAACCAUGAUGCUUUUAGUCUUAGAAAAUAAAUGAUAAGAAUAAGAGCAGUAAAAAAUAUUGUGUUGAAAUCCAGAUGAUCUAUGUGUUAUAAAUGAUCCACAUAAUUUUUGUGUUAUUUUUUAACACAGACUACUUGUGUUGGAAUUUCACAGAAAAAAAAAUAGCUUUUGUAAUAAUUUCUUGUAAGAAGAAAAAACAAUAUUUACUGUAAGUUAUUUUUUCUUGCAGUAUUCAAAACUAAAUUUGUGUUAAAAUUUAAAUACGAAAUUUUGGUUAAACCAGAAGUAAAUGCAACACUUUUUAAAUGCCAGAGGCGACACAAAAAAUGUUAACUUUUGCAUUUUAUUUUUGUACUACGAAUAUUGAUUAAAUAUAAUGUAUAUAUUAUUUUAAAGUUAUUAAAAGUGACAACAAGUAUUAUUCAACAUUCAACUAUUAUUUGAUAGUAGUCAAUGUUUUUCAGUCAAAAUUUGAAAACAAAACACGUGAUAAUUCAUACCAGUUGUAAAUAGUAAAUUACUUAGGGAAGGAAAGGGGGGCAAAACGAAGUACUUGAAGAAAUAUUAAGUUUUCGGGGACUCAAAUACGUUGAAUCUUUUAUUUUUUAAUGAUUUGAAGUGAAUAGAACAAAUGUUCAGCUACCAUUAAAAAAAAAUUUAUUUUGUACGGGCAAAGUGGGGUACCCCCUUAAAAAGGUCGAAAGAAAAAAAUUUCGGUGCCGCUACCUGUUACUCUCGAAUAAAAUAACCUUGACAAAAUAACCUAAAAAAUAACUUUGUUAUAAAAUAACCUAAAAAAAUUCACAUAAAUCUACAACGAUAAAUGUCGUACUUGCAGGUUAUUGUUGUUCAGAUUAUUUUAUAACAAAGUUAUUUUGUUACGAGGUUAUUUUGUUCGAGGGCAAUUUGUGACGAAACCAAAAUUUCUGGAAUUGGACACUCGAUUUUUGAGAAAAUUUAACAAAAAAAAAUCAAAACAAAGCUCAAUUAUAUUUAGAGAAUAUGGAAUGUCUAAGAAACAUUUUCAAAACUAAGCUUUUUUUCCAAUUUUGAAGGUAAUUUCAUUUAAAAAACCAAAAACACAUUUUUUUUAAUGAAAUCAAAUUUUUACAUCACCGAUAAAAUAAUUCAAAAUUAUAACUAAAUUUUUUUUGCAAAUAUAAUAAAAAUUUCAGACUUUGGUAAAUCGUAAAUUUGAUAUAUUAAUAAUCAUAAAUUUGAAAGUCAAAUUGACAUUCAUAAAUUGUCGAUUUGACUCUAAUUUUUAAAAUAAUUAUUUCGUGACUAUCGAGUGAGAUUCCAACAUAAAUUUAGUGUUGAUUGUAAAGUAGCACUAAAAUAAUAAUCCGAAUUAUUGUACCAGUUAACACUUUAAAGUGUUAAAUAGUAAAUCAAUCGGAAUUUUAAAGUACCCCAGUGAAAUGUGAUGACUUGACACAAAAUCAUCACUCAAAAUAAUUUAACACACACACAAUAUUUUUUACUGUGAAUGAAAAUAUAAAGAAUAAAAAAAAUAAAAUAUUAAAAUUAACAUCACAAAAGCGCAAUAUUAAUUUUCAAUAUUGUCUCUUUGUUUGUGAAAUAAAUAGUGCAAUAAACUUAUGUACUUAACUAUAAGUUGUAAAAUAGGCGAGUCGAAAAAAAAAGAGUGAAAGGUAAACACGAAAAAGAAAGUUGUAGUCUGAGUACAAAUAAGAAUUUAUUUUAGUUUUAGAAAAUAACAUACAACACAUAAGAUGGAAACAAAUGUAUUCAUAUAUAUGUAAAUAAUUUAAAUGGACGAGGUUUAAGUAUUUGAUAAAUAUUAAAAAUUUCUAUGCAUUAUAUAAGAUUUGACAUCACAUACGUAUCGUUAAAAUUAUUAAACAAAUCUAUUUGUAUUUUAAUUGUAUUAUUUUAUUUUUUUAUUUAACUUAUAAAAGUAAUUGGUUUUUUAAAAAUAUUUUUUUAGAAUUAGUAUUAAUUACGACAAUUGGACCAAUGUAAUGUAGUUUGUAGUUAAUUGCCUUUGUAUGACAUAUCCAUUAAUCGUUAAUGCUAUUCGUUUUUUAAUUCAAUUCACAACAGAUUAACAGUAUAGCGAAAAUUAUGUAGUAUUAAUACCGGAAGUACAUAUAAAUAAUUGUUUUGUCUACUAUUUCUUUGUCAAUAUUCUCUAUUAUCAUUUUCGUGUUAAAAAUUAUAUGUAAUUCUUUGAAAUUAGAUGUGUAAAAAAAUUUAUGUUCGUUAAGAAAGAGUGCGUUCAUUGUGAUAAGAAUUCAGAAAGUUUUAUUUUAAUUGUAAAAUUAUUAUUAAUCCAUUUUAUUAAUUAUUAAUAUACAUGAAUAAAAGAUAUAUAUUAUUAUCAA